Coffea eugenioides is the source of this 2164-nucleotide messenger RNA. Its product is annotated as protein S-acyltransferase 8-like. Gene Ontology annotation, molecular function: protein-cysteine S-palmitoyltransferase activity. Lineage: Eukaryota; Viridiplantae; Streptophyta; Magnoliopsida; Gentianales; Rubiaceae. The record is from RefSeq and is a predicted model, not a curated record. Bases 470 to 1741 code for a protein of 423 amino acids. Gene Ontology annotation, cellular component: endoplasmic reticulum; Golgi apparatus. The transcript is spliced from 5 exons. Gene Ontology annotation, biological process: peptidyl-L-cysteine S-palmitoylation; protein targeting to membrane.
CAAAACAUUCCCCCACUUUCUCACACACACUACACACACUAAAACACCUCUAAAACGCCCAGACCGCCACCAUUCCGAAAGGUCCCCUUCCCUUCUUCUCCAGAUCACACCACCUACGCAAACCCAUCUUCAUUUUCGUCUCUAUUAGCAAAUUAUUCUUCCAAUUUUCCUAAACCCUCUUUCUAUCUUCCCAUAUUUGGACUGCUGGCCCCACAAUUUCACUUGAAUUUUUUCAAAUUUCCAGCAAAAAGAAAAAGAUUGGAUUAGAUUCAUCUAUCUUUAUGUCGAACUCUUUCUCUGUCUCUACUGUGUGACUGUGUGAGAGAGAAAGAAAGGAGAGAGAAGGGGAGAUGAAUAAUGAUAAAGAUAACAAUAAGUUUCAAAGCUUCGACUCUGUCCCGGCCUAAGUGAAAGAAGAGGAGUUGAAGAAUUUUCGGGGCGCGUAGGUUUUGGGGCCGUUAAAUUUCUCAUGGCAAAGCGCGUGUAUGAAGUUUGGAAAGGAAGUAAUAAAUUUUUUCUUGGUGGGAGGUUGAUGUUUGGACCUGAUGCUAGGUCGCUGCUCAUAACCUUGUUGCUGAUCAUUGUCCCAGUUGUUAUCUUUUGUGUUUUUGUUGCAAGGCAUCUUCGACACGAGUUUUCACCAUAUAAUGUGGGAUAUGCAAUUUUUGCUGUAGCUGUUGCUUUUACGGUUUAUGUAUUGGUGCUACUGCUUCUUACAUCUGCUAGGGAUCCAGGUAUUGUUCCUCGUAAUGCUCAUCCUCCAGAGGAAGAGUUCCGUUAUGACACUUCAGCAUCAGUGGAGAUUGGGGGAAGACAAACACCGAGUCUUCAGUUUCCUCGAACCAAAGAAGUGAUGGUUAACGGAAUUCCUGUCAGAGUAAAAUACUGUGAUACAUGCAUGCUCUAUCGCCCUCCCCGUUGCUCUCACUGCUCUAUCUGCAACAACUGUGUGGAGCGAUUUGAUCAUCACUGCCCUUGGGUUGGCCAGUGCAUAGGAUUGCGCAACUAUCGCUACUUCUUUUGUUUUGUGUCAUCCGCCACACUCCUGUGCAUCUAUGUGUUUGCCCUGUCGGCUUUGUACAUCAAAAUUUUGAUGGAUGACCAUCAUGGCACAGUUUGGAAGGCAAUGAAAGAGUCUCCUGCAUCAGUGAUUUUAAUGGCAUAUUGUUUUAUUUCCUUGUGGUUUGUUGGUGGACUCACUGGCUUUCACUUGUAUCUCAUAAGCACAAAUCAGACUACGUACGAGAAUUUCCGCUACAGAGCUGACAACAGGGUCAAUGUCUAUGAUCGUGGUUGUCUGAAUAACUUCCUUGAAGUGUUUUGCACUAAGGUGAAGCCUUCUAGGAACAAUUUCCGAGCUUUUGCACAGGAGGCACCAAGGGCAACUUUGCCCCCAACUAGGGAAGUUGAAAUAGAAGAUGUAGGUGAGGAUAGACGAAUAAAGGUAGAGGAUGAUUUAGACAUUGGUGGUGAUCUGCUAAAGAUCUCACAACGCCAUAAUAUUGAAGACAUUGAAGCAGAUAUUAGAAGCAGAGGCAGUGAUGUGAUCCACCAUAAUUCCUCCGAGGCUGAUUCUGUGCUUGGUUCAGAUAGACGAGCUCCAACGGUUCAAGCAGAGACACGGCAUUCAAGUAGGGGAAGGAGAAGUGAGAGCUGGGAAAUUGCUCCAGAGGUCCUUGGCAUGAACUCCAAUAUUGUAGAGAGUCGUGGCCAUGCUACUUCUAAAGAAGCAUAUCAAUAACUUGUAAAGUUGAUUUAAGGAGCUAAGCACAAGGUUACUUCUUUUGCUUUCUGUUUUGAGGAGGAAGAUGCCAUUUAUUCACAUUUAGCGCAUCAAAUCUAACUUCCCUUGUAGGCCAAAAUCGGUAACAAUAUUUUUGCCCCCUUUGAUUUCUUUCAUUGGCUUUUGUCCCUCCUUCCUCUGGCGGAUACUGGCUCAUAUGUGUUUGGGAAAGCAGCGAAGGGAGUGUGUGUGUGUGUGUGUGUAAUUGCUUGAAAUGAUGAGAGGGAAAUGGGCUUUUUCUAUUCUUUGUAGUGUGCAUUAUAUUUCCUAUCGUCACUUCCUGUUGAUUUUUUCCCCUAAAUUCUGUUUGCUUAUGUGAAUUUGGAACUUUAGAGCUUUGCUUUACUCGGUGUAAAGAAGUGCGAUUCAGAUCUGAAAUUA